UUUUCACUCUCAUCCACUUCUCUCUUCUCAUACCCCAAAAUCAAAUCUCUCUUUCUCUCUCUCUCUCCAAACCCAAACACACACACACUCUCUCUCUCUGGUGAAACCCUAAUUCCCAAUUCGAUCCGCAAAUGCCGCCUCCGAACAACAAAUCGAUGAUGAUGAACACCAGGCCAGGAAGAAUCGGCGGCGACUCCGACGAAUCGGAGACGCCGUCGAACAAUCUCUGGGUCGGUAAUCUAGCCAGCGACGUCGCGGACUCAGAUCUCAUGGAUCUCUUCGCCCAGUACGGUGCGCUCGAUAGCGUUACCUCCUACUCUUCUCGCAGCUACGCUUUCGUCUUCUUCAAGCGAAUCGAAGACGCUAAGGCCGCCAAGGAUACCUUACAAGGCGCCGAUCUCCAUGGCCACCCUAUCAAGAUCGAGUUCGCUCGUCCGGCAAAACCUUCUAAGCAUCUAUGGGUGGGUGGAAUUAGCCCAGCAGUUUCCAAGGAAGAAUUGGAAGAAGAAUUUCUUAAGUUUGGUAAAGUUGAGGAUUUUAAGUUCCUUAGAGACCGCAAUACUGCAUUUGUUGAAUACCUUAGAUUGGAAGAUGCUUCCCAAGCCAUGAGAAACAUGAAUGGUAAGCGCAUUGGUGGUGAGCAGAUACGUGUGGAUUUCCUUCGUUCACAGCCCACGAGAAGAGAGCAGUGGCCUGACUCCAGAGAUGGGGACUUUCAGGGCAGAAGCAUGGGACCGGCUGAUUCCCAUUUAGGUCAUAAGAGACAACUGCAUCCUCAGUCCUCUGUGGGGCGAAAAGGAGAUGGUCAACCCAGUAAUGUUUUGUGGGUAGGUUACCCUCCUUCUGUUCAGAUCGACGAACAAAUGCUCCAUAAUGCCAUGAUCUUAUUUGGUGAAAUCGAGAGAAUUAAGAGUUUUCCUUCAAGACACUACUCCUUUGUAGAAUUUAGGAGUGUGGAUGAAGCUCGCCGAGCUAAGGAGGGUUUGCAGGGCCGGCUUUUUAACGAUCCUAGAAUAAGCAUUAUGUUUUCAAGUAGUGAGCUGGCACCUGGCAAAGAAUACUCUAAUUUUUAUGCUGGAACUAAAGGGCCAAGGCCAGAGUUUUUUAAUGAACAUCCUUUUCGACCUGUACAGAUGGAUGUGUUUGGUCAUAAUCAUCCUAUGGUCCCAAAUAAUUUCCCUGGACCGUUACCAUCUAUUCCAAUGAGGCCUUUUGGUCGUCAAGGUAGUCUUGAACCUCUGCUUCCAGGCCCAGAAUUUGAUGAUUUGACCACUCAUCAUAAUUUUCAGGAUGGUAACUUGAAAAAUAUGAUGGGUCCAAACUGGAAAAGGCCAUCUCCUGCACCUGGAAUGCUCCCUUCUCCUGCACAAGGUAUCAGACCGCCCCCAAGAUCCACAUCUGGUUCUUGGGACGUACUUGACAUGAAUCAGUUUCAAAGGGGUUCUAAAAGGUCGAGGAUAGAUGAUGCUUUGUCCAUUGAAGAUGCACCUUUUCCUUUGAGAAAGAUUGAUGACCGGGGCUUGGGAUUGGAUCAAUCAUAUGGGCUUGGUCCAGUGACUGAUGGAGGUGGUGGGCCUUUUGCAAAUGUUCAAGGGAAGAGUAGCCUUAGUCCUGUGGGUGCAAGGGUCAUGGCUGGUGGACCUGGUCAGGGUCAAGUUGAUAAUGAUUACAUAUGGCGUGGCAUUAUUGCUAAGGGGGGCACUCCUGUUUGUCAAGCUCGUUGCAUCCCUUUAGGAAAAGGAAUAGAGAGUGAGCUUCCUGAAGUUGUUAAUUGCUCGGCCAGAACAGGAUUGGAUAUGCUCACAAAACACUAUGCUGAUGCCAUUGGGUUUGAUAUUGUUUUCUUCUUGCCCGACAGUGAAGAUGAUUUUGCUUCCUACACUGAAUUCCUUCGCUACUUAGGUGCCAAAAACCGUGCUGGUGUUGCUAAGUUUGAUGAUGGGACCACCUUAUUUUUAGUUCCUCCGUCAGACUUCUUAACUAAUGUUUUGAAAGUUUCCGGCCCUGAACGUCUGUAUGGCGUGGUUCUCAAGUUUCCACAACAAGUUUCUAGCGGUACAUCUGUUCCACAACAAUCACAUCUUCCCAUCCCUUCUUCUCAAUAUAUGGAUAGACAGCAGAUUCCUCCUCGCACUGAGUAUGGUGUAAUCUCAUCAAAGGAGGAACAAGCUUUGCCAAUGGAUUAUGACAGGGUUUUGCAUGAGGAUGCAAAGCUUCCUCCAAAAUCACAUUUUCCAAUUGCUAGUGAGUCCCCAGCAAUGCAGCCAGUACCCCAAGACUAUGCUUCUACUAAUGCACUAUCAGUGUCCCAAGCUGGAGUGACAUUAACACCUGAGCUUAUUGCCACUCUGGCAUCUUUGCUGCCUGCAAAUGCACAGUCUUCUGGUUUAGAAAGUGCAAAGCCUGCAUUGGGCUCAUCAUCUGUCAGGCCGUCAAUUCCGCCUCAAGUUGGACCCAAUAAAGGGACCCCAUCUCAAGACUGGAAACAAGAUAAUCAAGCUUCUGACCAUAUGGGUCAUCCAUUGCAACAGUUGGGGAAUCAGUUUAAUCCCCAUGUACAAAACCUUUCCCAAUACCAGCCUUACCCAUCUGUCUCAAGCACACCUACCCAUUCGGCCUCAUUGUUACACGGCAAUGCCCAAAUCCAUGACUCUUCUGUAAGCCUACCACCGCAGGCUGCAAUUUUGUCUCGGCCUAUGAACCAAAGUGGACAGCUUGCUGCUUCUCCUCAUGUGAGCCAGCAAUAUCAGCAUGAAAUACCCCCCAGUAGUCAAAGAGGCUAUGGGAUGGUUAAUGGGAUGGAGGCUUCUGGAUUAUACAGCUCACAAGCUUUCCAGCCAGCCAACAGUCCUUUAACCUCAUCUAAUCAGGCCCAUGGUUCUCUUCUUUCCCAGCCACCAAGCUCGGAGAUCCCCAAUCAGAUGCAGCAGCUUCAAUCUGCACUCUUUGGUGCUGGCCAGGGCACACCAGAAGUUGAGGUUGAUAAGAACCAGCGGUACCAGUCGACUCUACAAUUUGCUGCUAACCUCCUCCUCCAGAUACAGCAGCAGCAGACAACCAAUCAGUCAGGACGAGGACCUGGAAGUCAACAAUGAGGUAAUUCCUCCUCUAUGAGUAAUAUUAUUCGGUGAUGGAAUCCCUUUUUUGAGAAAAUAUCUCUACUUAAGUAUGGAAGUGGGUUGUUAGCUAACUUAAGUAGUUUGCAUAUGGUAAACGUCUGGGGUCAUAAGCUGUCUUUGUUCCUUUUGUCUGCAUAUAGUGAACAUUUAGGGUGAUUAGUUGUUUUCAUGUUUAAAAUUCCAUAUCAAAAGUUUUGGAUAGCAUCAUAACUAAGGAAAUUGAACUUUAUGAUAUAAUUUAUGCCAGCUAGAAGCCUUGGUAUAAACCUCUUAUGAAGUGAAUUGUUAGCGGAUUUUAGUUCCUUGAUGGUCAAAAAAACUUAGAAUACUAUUGUUGAGAUGAAAGUUAUACACAUGGGACAAGAUGACAUUUAAAAAAAAAAAAUUCUUUUGAAGUUGUAAGAGAUGUUAUAAGGUGGCUAGAAUGACAGAGAUGUUAUUAAUGCAGCUUAGAAUGAGGUGUUUUCUUUUAAGGUAGGCUUCUGGUAAGGCUCAAGGGAUUUGAUAUUUUGAUUCCAUCAUCUCUCCGGGCAUUUGAAGAGGAAAUGCAAGAUUUUCCUGCAAUUCAGAUUGGGACCUCAUUAUUUAAGCUUUAGGAACCAAUGAUGGUUGGAGUGAAUAUGUUUAACAUUCUUUGCCCUUUUGGACUGGGUUCAAAUUUGGCUCCUGUUCCUGAAAGAAAAUUGACUUCUAACCUCAUAAGGUGUGGGGUUUUGUUCCGUCUCUUGAGUGUCUUAGAGUCAGCAUGUUGUCUCAUGGAGUAAUUGAUAAGAUAUACGGUUGCAGCUCCAGUUAGGGAAUUUAUUAUUCUGGAAAUGUUUUGAAUAACUCUUAGUUGAUGAAGGCUCUGCCAAACGUCCUGUAGGUUUAGAUAUAUGCAUCUUAUGUGUCCACUGAAUUGGGAAGCUAUAUUGUUUUAAGGUGGAACCGUGUGCUUUUGAGAUCUACAUGCUCCAUGGUUAGAAUCUCCAAUGGGUCACAGUGGCUUGGACCUAAGUAGGCCAGAAGAGUCAAUACAACCUUUUUGCAGUCUUUAUAUGUAGGCAACAAUUAUACUUCAUUCUUUUAGAGAUUCAUUUAUGAACCUAGAGGCAUUGAUGAGUGGCUGAUUGAUGGUCUAUUAUUUUGAGAUACCUUGUAAAGAAUUUUCAAGCACUCUUCAUUGCCCACAAAAAUAUAAAUAUCACUGGGGUUUGCCGUUUGCUUGGAAUAGCUUUGUGGUGAAGUGGAUUGCUUAUAAGAUUUAAGGGACAUGCCUGUUGAGUAGAAGAUUGGAUAAUACUUUGUGGACAAGGUGUUCUCUUGAUGGUUGGGUUCCCUGGUUAGUAUGCGUUAAGUUUAUUGUAGAUAUUCAGAGAAGAUGUUUGAAGGAUUUUGGCAUAUGUCAAGUGCUUGUUCUCUUAAUUAGAAACUUCUUUCUAGAGUUUUAACUACACAAGGUGUCAAAUAUACCUGACUUGUUCAUGAGGUCAAUAUGUAAUUUUGUAUUUCAAUAUGCUUUUACUACUCUUAGGCAUCAAUCCUAAGUUGGGAAGUGCUUGGAUAGACCAAUGCAUUGUGUAGAGUAUGUUAUCUGAUUCAUUCUGUACUAUAUACCUUCCUCUAGCAUGAUUUGUUAAUUUUUAUUAUAUCUGUUAAUUGCUCUUCUUAUUGCAUUUAGUAUCGGCAUUUUUUUUUACAAUUUCACUUCUUCUUGAGUCUAUUGUCAAAAUUCAUUAGUUAUUGCAUAUGUUUGUAGUAGCUCAUAGUUGUGUGACAUAUGAAAGCUUUUUAUUUUUUAUUUUUGGUGAUCAUCUCUGAUUACUUAGUACCUAACUUUAGGGUGAGAAUUUCUUAAACUUAUUAAAUUGUAACUGUGAAAUGUAAACUGCACUUUGAAAGGGGUCUUUGGACUUAAUUCUUAAUAGUAUUUUGGUAUGUUUAGUAAA
Messenger RNA from Quercus robur (English oak), 5047 nucleotides. Its product is annotated as flowering time control protein FPA. NCBI's taxonomy places the organism in Eukaryota, Viridiplantae, Streptophyta, Magnoliopsida, Fagales, Fagaceae. Gene Ontology annotation, molecular function: RNA binding. The record is from RefSeq and is a predicted model, not a curated record. The coding region runs from base 132 to 3095 and encodes 987 amino acids. The transcript is spliced from 5 exons.